Messenger RNA from Acanthosepion pharaonis, 735 nucleotides. The record is from the annotation of a GenBank genome assembly. NCBI's taxonomy places the organism in Eukaryota, Metazoa, Mollusca, Cephalopoda, Sepiida, Sepiidae.
AUGAGCAGGAAUCUUCUCUCCCUCUCUCUCUCUCUCUCUCUCUAUCUAUCUAUCUAUCUAUCUAUCUAUCUAUCUAUCUAUCUAUCCACUUUUUACUUUAAAAAAACGCUCACGUCUUAUUUCCCGACCCAAUAUCUAUCUAUCUAUCUAUGUAUCUAUCUAUCUAUCUAUCUGUCUGUCUGUCUUGAACAUACACACAUUCUCCCUCUCUCUCCCUAUCUCUAUUUCUUCCUAUCUCUUUCCUCUCUCUCUCUCUCUCUCUCUCUUUUCUUUAUUCUUUCUCUCCUUCUGUGCAUUCUUUCUAUCGUUUUCUAUAUUUUUUUCUUUUUCUUCCUUUUUUUUCUACGUUUCUGUCUCUUUUUUUCUACCUUUCUUUCUUUUUUCUACCUUUCUGAUUUUCUCUCUUUUUUUUUCAUUCUUUUUCUUUCUUUCAGAUUUUCUUUCAUGUUAAUUCUUCGAUGCCUUUACAUUUUUUUUUCUUUCUUUGGUUUAUUCAUUCUUUUUUUCUUUUUCUCUUACCAUCUUUCUUUCACAUUCUUUCUUUCUUUCUUUUUCGUAUCACUUUUCUUUCUUUCUUUUUCUCGCCACCUUCUUUCUUUCUUUUUUUCUCCUUUAUUUCAAUGCUUAUAUCCACUCUUAGUUACAUUUAAAAACUUUUCUUUCUUUCCUACUUUCUUUCUUUCUUUCUUUUUCUCAUCAUCUUUCUUUCUUUCUUUCUUUUGCUUCAUUCCUUAG